AUAUAUCCCUGAGAUACGCGCAAAAAUGAUUCGUCAUUUUCUGUCUAGCGAGACAGAUAUAAAUCGAGCGUGUAGCUACGAGAUAACGCAUUAUCAGUCAGAGCCAGCGAGAUGAAGCGAGUUGUGAUAUUCGGUGCUACCGGGAACACCGGUCUAUGCUCCCUAAGAUCAGCUGUGGAAAAUGGUCUGGAUGUAAGAGCUUUUGUAAGGGAUGAAGCCAAAGUUCCUGAAGAUCUUAAAAGUAAAAUUGAAUCAGUUGUUGGAGAUGUCACCAAUGCAGAGCAAGUUUCAAAAGUGGUAGCUGAUAGAGAUGCUGUUGUUGUGGUCUUGGGAACCAGGAAUGACUUGAGUCCUACUACUGUAUUAUCUCAAGGCUUGAAGAAUAUAAUAGAUGCCAUGAAAGCGCACAAUAUUAAAUUAGUUUCUGUGUGCCUGUCUGCAUUUCUAUUCUAUAAACCCGAAGCAGUGCCUGCUAUAUUUAAGGACUUGAAUGCAGAUCAUCAGCGCAUGUUUGACAUGAUCAAGGCUACUGACCUAAAGUGGGUAGCGAUAUUACCGCCACAUAUAGCAGACACUCCAAAAUCAAAGUAUACCGUCACAUUUGAUUCUUCGCCUGGACGAGCAAUUUCUAAACACGAUUUAGGUGCGUUUCUCGUCGAGUGUCUCACGGAUCCUAAGUAUUACAAAAAAGUUUGCGGCAUCGCCACCACUUCAUGAUAGGAGAUGAAAUGCGGGGGACUUAAAUAAUGAAAUGCAUGCAAUUUGUUUUUCUAGUGGAAAAAUAUAUUAUAUAUGUAUAUAUAUGUAAAUAUAUAUGUAAAUAUAUAUAUAUCUAUAUAUAUUUUUGUACAACUGAUACGAUUUGCAUGAAUUGGAUGGAAGAAAGCGUAUUUGUAUUAUUUUGUCGCAAGAAGUCAACAAUAAAAAAAAAAGAGAACAUAUUUUAAAUAAUCUGACUCGUGAAAUAUAUUGUACUAAAACAUUAAGAAUAAAUAUUCUAUCUACCU
Molecule: messenger RNA, 1007 nt
Organism: Nylanderia fulva
Lineage: Eukaryota; Metazoa; Arthropoda; Insecta; Hymenoptera; Formicidae
Product: flavin reductase (NADPH)
Molecular function (GO): biliverdin reductase [NAD(P)H] activity; riboflavin reductase (NADPH) activity
Source: RefSeq, a predicted model, not a curated record